GCCUGAUACCUACUGUUAUUUACAAACCUGUACUUGUUGCAAGCAUCUUGUUCUAUUGCUUAUUCUCCCUUUCUUUCAUCACCAGGGGACCCAAAUUUGUUUUUCUUUUUUCUUCUCAAGGGAAUGCGCUUCUAUUAUACCUGAAAAGCAGCUGCCUGUUCUACGGUUUAAUUGGGCCAGAUUCACUUUCUAGCCAUUCACAUUAGCUUUCCUCCAGUCAAUUAUUUUUAUCCUGGAUUACUCCACUUUUUCUAUACCGAAUUAAAUGCUGAUUAAAUGAACCCAGCUGGCUAAAUUUAGCAAACAUCGUGCAAAGCAGUGGUGAGCCUGAUUUAAUGGCACGGCUCAAUAGGAUUCAGUACAGUUAUCCACUAAAUAUUAGGGAACUCAUCCCUGCAAAUAUCCAUUGCAAGUAUAAUGUGCACAUUAAUUCAAUCAGAAAAUGCUUACUGGGAAGAAAAGCAGAGAUAGCAUUUCGGGUUAAUAACUUUUAAUCAGAACUCAUUCCCUCUUGGACAUAAAGUGCUGGAGUAAUUCAGCAGGACAGUCAGCAUCUCUGGAGAACGUGGAUAGGUGACGUUUCGGGUCCGAAACAUCACCAAUCCAUGUUCUCCACAUAUGCUGCCAGACCUGCUGAGUUACUCCACCACUUUGUGUCCCUUUGUGCAUUAACCAGCAUCAGCAGUUCCUUGUUUCCUAAUUUCCUUGUGGAUACCUGUUGCAAUGUUUUUUUCCCCUUAUAUUUUAACAUAAUCAUUAGAAACUGUUAGCUUUUACUUACAGCACCCAUUUGCAGAAUCCUCCUAAGAUAGACACAAAAUGCUGGAGGAACUAACUCAGUGGGACAGGCAGCAUCUCUGGAGAGAAGGGAUGGGUGACGUUUCGGGUCGAGGCCCUUCUUCAGACUGAGUCAGGGUCUGAGUCUACAGAUACGUGGAAGGGUAUAGUUUGAUAACGACAGAUCAAAGCUGAAUCCUCCUGAUAAUUUGUCCAAAAAUCCGGUGAACAGAUAACAUUGUGAGUACAAUUAUUCUGCAAAACCUGCCCUGUAGCGGUCGCAGCAGGAAGCAAGUCACGUGUAAAGGCACAUCUGUUUAAUCCAAAGGGAAAGAACGAUACACAUACAUACAAAUUGACGGGUAAACAGCGGGAGGGACGAGGAAGCAUGAAUUUUGCUCUGAUCGCGAUUACUGUACUAGGUUUAGCUUCAGCAAAUGAAGUCGAAACCAACAACAUUAUUUCCACACUGGAGAAGACAGUUCACUUCUUUGAAAUUAAUCAUGAACAAUUUAAUCUCGACGGGACGACAGGGUUUUGUAUAUUACGAGCGCUGCUGAAGGACACGUUGACUCGAUGGUCUCCCUCAGGCCCUGGCGCCAUCUCCCAACAAACAAAGCUGCAGGAUCUCGUCGUAAAAACCGACGUCGCAGUAAGAAAAAGCACGAAAGAAAUAAUACUGCGAGAGCCUUCAUAUUUUGAAGGUAAAUUUAUAAAGAUUGUACACAAAUCCAACUGCAUUUUCGGGCCUACUUUCCAUUGCAGCCUGAUGAAGCCUCACUCGCCACGAGGCGGGAGUUCUGUCAUUGAAAGUUUUGUUCAUUCUUUAAAAUCAAGGAAGGAUUAUAGAGUGCCUUGCCUGGAUACAGCCAAAUGUAGAAAAAUGAUGACCACAGUAAAUUGCGCCGAUUACUCCUUAUCACAUCAGUUACUGUACUUAAUUAUUGCUGAGAUUAAAGAUUGCACAGAUAUUGUAAAAUUAGGAAAGGCAGUCAGCAUUCAGCAUCUUAAGAAAGUAUACUGCACCAACAUGAUGAAAAUAAACUUGGAAAUUGAAGAUGAAGACUUUCCAUUACAUCGGCGUGACUUAUUUAUGGAAAACAUAAUGCUUUGUGGGAUGAUUGGAUAUUCCGAUUUCAUCAAGACCCAGUGGCUUGAAGCUAUUCUAUCAUGGCAGAACCCCACUGGUUGCUAUCUGAGGAUUGAUUUAGGCAGGUCCGUGCAGCCAACAGAGAAGGAACGAAAUGCAUUCACAAAACACAAGAGAGUGAAGAGAAGAGAUAGACUAAUGAGUGAUAAUUGUACAAGUCAUCUGACUGGUAUUGCUGCAGGAGCUCUGGGCGUUUUCCUUCGCUUUUAUGGCAUAAGCCAGAAUGUCAGAGAACCACAGAAUAUUUAACACCAAGCCACAGCUUUUCAAUGUGAUCAUGCUGAAUUAGUAAUAGCCAUUUAUGUAUUCUACAAUUAGUUUUGUGCCUCAUCCUGGUUCCCAUGACUUAAGUUGUUUUUUGAUGAAAAUUUGUACGAUUAGCUCAAGGCGACGGUGGAAAAGUGAUAAAGUGUAAGAUGUUCAGAAUAAUUAUGUUCAGGCAGCAGUAGAAUUUGUAGGAAAGAACUGCAGAUGCUGGUUUAAAUCGAAAGUAGACACAAAAUGCUGGGGUAACUCGGCAGGACAGGCAGCAUCAAUGGACAUAAGGAAUGGGUGACGUUUCAGUUGAGAUCCUUAGAAGAGAUGCUGCCUGUCCCGCUGAGUUACUCCAGCAUCUUGUGUCUACCAGCAGUAGAAUUUGCUGUUUUCAAGAGGCGUGGUCCAAAUUGAGACCAUGUGGGUUUCUUCUGGGUGCUCUGGUUUCUUCCUCCUCUCCAAAGGCAGGUUUUGUAGGUCAAUUAACUAAAUAGCAUAGUUGGGUGGUAGGAGAAUCAGAGCGGAGUUGAUGGGGAGAGAGGGUAAGUUACAGGGAUGUGUUACAGGGAAAUCUUAUAUUAGAUUUCCUGAAUUUACAGUUUUUUUCCUUUUCAAUGUCAGAUAAAGUUAUUUCUCAUCAUAAUGCAUUUGUUAUUCCAUAGUUUAGGGAUUUUAUCUCCCCCCGUUGUUUAUUUUAAUCACUUUCUUCUUCAUAUUUUCUUGGAGAAUUUUAUGGAAAUGACACAUUCUUACCAGUCAGAGGACUUUGUCUUGG
Leucoraja erinaceus (little skate) is the source of this 2957-nucleotide messenger RNA. RefSeq names its product chromosome 20 C16orf89 homolog (gene c20h16orf89). The transcript is spliced from 7 exons. The record is from RefSeq and is a predicted model, not a curated record. Gene Ontology annotation, cellular component: cytosol; membrane. NCBI's taxonomy places the organism in Eukaryota, Metazoa, Chordata, Chondrichthyes, Rajiformes, Rajidae. Bases 1166 to 2176 code for a protein of 336 amino acids.